Aspergillus steynii IBT 23096 is the source of this 1517-nucleotide messenger RNA. Its product is annotated as retropepsin-like aspartic protease. The transcript is spliced from 3 exons. Bases 349 to 1263 code for a protein of 304 amino acids. The record is from RefSeq and is a predicted model, not a curated record. Lineage: Eukaryota; Fungi; Ascomycota; Eurotiomycetes; Eurotiales; Aspergillaceae.
AGGCAAGCCGGGGAGUGUGCCUGACUUUUAUGCCUUCCCUGCGUGAUUCACCGCUUAAACGGGCAAGGGAGUCUGAAUGGACGCCGACUUCGAUCUCGACAGAUACUGAGAUCAUCGCGGAACCAUCGAAACCACGCCCUUUCCGUGGCAUUUUUUAUUCCGUCAGGACUUUCGUCUGCUUCUUUUCCUCGUCUUCUUACCUGAACUCUCCGUUUCGCUUUCCCUUCUUCUCAACGAGAACCGACCUCAUUGAUGUCCCUAUUCCGUCUGUAGACCGACGGAGCGGAUCUCCCUGCUUCUCUCAACCCACAUUCGCCCGAGCUCUCUUGCAGAACCGGUGGAUCCACGAUGACACAAGACUGGGAGAAGGUCCUGCGGGAGGACAUUUGGGAUGAUGCGGCCCCCCAAGCACCGCAGCCAACUUCCAGCAAGUGGAGGUCAGGCACCUUCGACCGCGCGAGACGUUUCUUCCAAAAAACCGAGAACGGCAUAUUCCAACCUCGAAGAUCGAAUGACGAUGGUGACUUAAUGACGUUCGAAUCCGUCCCUCGAGACAACCCGUCCGAUAUGAAUAUCGCGGAGCGAAGUGACAGCGCAUGCACGAUCUCGGGCUCGUGGUUUGUUGUAUCGCGCAGCAUACAUGACACUGUGUAUGAGCUGCCAGAUUCCGGAGGAACAUCCACACCGCGUUCGCCUUCUUGCUUUUCCCGCAUCAUUGGUGCCUUCAAGGGCAGCUCGAAAACAACGCCCGACGUCGGCUUUGCUCGAUCGGAGGGGAAUGAUAGUCGUGAGGAGUAUUAUGCCGAUGGCCUUAGUGCCAAGCCUAAUACAGAUCCCACCACGGAAAGCUCCAUUUCAAGCCAAGGGUCUUGUGAUAGCAACCCCGAAGAGUAUACAAGAGAGGCCUUUGUUGUCGACGACCCGAACACAAAGAAGUUCUUCAUCAUUGCGUUCGACACACAGGCUUACACAAACCUGAUAAGAACGGACAUCUGUGAGCGGAUGGGAUUGCAUACUGAACCUCACCACGAAGUCAUCAAUCCCCUGCAAUCAAUGUCGGGACAAAAAGGCCCAAUUGUCGUCAACUCCAUUGCCCGAAACGUGCCCUGGCAUUUUGCCUGCGGUGACAAGACAUACACCACUGACUUUUUAGUGGUUGAUAUGGAAGCAUUUGAUGCCAUCAUCGGCAUCCGGUCCAUCAACAAACACAAAUUUCUGAAGCUCGGCAACAUUCCCAAGAGGAAUAGUACGUUCCGAAUGUAGGGGAAAGUUGCUCCUUACCACGUCAGUAAGUCAACUCCUUAUCUCGCCUUGUGGCUGCUCUUCGCCACCCUUCUUUUUCACUGUCUUUAUCUUUGUUUGAUCUUAUGCAUUCAUACCUAAGUUGAACUGCAUUUCGAACGGGUCAAACCAGAAAUCUUUCACGUUAUUAAUGCCUCGGGAGGCUGUCUGCAUUUACAUGGGCGUUGGGUUAUUGUAUUCUUUUUUUUUUUUUUUUCAGAGUGGUUGCCUGUGAC